AUGGCGAACAUGGCAUGGUCAAGAGCAUCGUUUGGCUCAGUCGCCCGCGGGCGCCGCCUGGCAUGCCUGGGGCCGAGGAUGCUUGGCCGCAUCAUUGGCAUCAGGGUGUUGGUGGCAGCGACCUGGGUGGUCAGCAAGCGCUGUUAUCUUGGAUGGAACCUUCUCUUCUUGCUUGUAAUGACCCCCUUAUUGAUUCCCCCCUUUUGUAUCUGCACGUUUUGGCGGUUGGAGUUGUCUCCUUGGUAUUCCAUCGAUUUCUUUGGAUUGGUUCAGCGGCAUCAUUGGGACGAUGGAAAGGCGAACUUUGCUUAUGUUUAG
This is a messenger RNA of Purpureocillium takamizusanense, 318 nucleotides long. RefSeq lists its product as uncharacterized. The transcript has a single exon. Lineage: Eukaryota; Fungi; Ascomycota; Sordariomycetes; Hypocreales; Ophiocordycipitaceae. The coding region runs from base 1 to 318 and encodes 105 amino acids. The record is from RefSeq and is a predicted model, not a curated record.